AUGCAGGGAUUGGUCAAAGUUCCUGUGACCAUCCGCUUCAGCAACACCAAGCCGGCCAUAUUUACGCAAGAAGGCUUAGAACAAUCAACAGCUAAUAUUGAAGAAGCAGGAUGGGUGGCGAGUGUUGAGGAUGUUGAGCCUUCCCGAAUGAAUCUGAAAAUCACGUGUAACCCAAUAAACUGCACUGAUUUCUACUUCGACGAGAAGUGGCAAUACACGGCUGAUUUAUUUUUGAAAAUAAACACGAAAGACACAGGACUACAGUUCACUAAUCAAAAGUUUAAUAAGAAUGAGAGGAGUAUAACAUUCAAUCUGAACAUUAAUGAAAUAGCUCAUUUAAUUCCAAAGCCAUCUGUCACAAUGGGGGUAGUGAUCAUCGUUAAGAAUCUGGAAGGAUUGAGACGACAGAGAAAGUUAGAUUUCUUGAAUAGAAAUUCUGUUCCUUUUUGUGAUAUGCAGAUGCUUUUCCCUGAUGGCACAGUUGCUUUCUUGCACCGAGCGAUAGCUGGGUUCAACAGCCCAGUCUUAUUGAACGCUAGUGAAGUAUACAGAGAACCCAGGUUUAACUAUUCUCAUGAAAUGGAAAAUGUGUUAACAUACUGGUAUGAUCAGGAUUUUAAGAUUAAUCGAGCAAAUGUUAAGAAAAUGUUUGAGAUUGCCGACUUUUUCGGUGAUGUCAAAUUAAUAGAGGAUUGCAAGGAUUACUUAACAAAAGACAGAGAAUGUUCUAUCACAUUCCUGCUCACCGUUGCAAGUUCGAGUGGAAAUCUACCAUUCUUCUGUGAUAUUGUGGAAGAAAUAAGCUCGCGUAGUUCUUUUAAAGAAGAAGCCAAGCAGUUCAUGAAAACUGAAAGCUACCUGGAAAUGUCAGAGGGCAUGAAAUUAUAUUUGAUGGAAGAAAUUGUGAACGCGACAUAA
Messenger RNA from Auanema sp. JU1783, 918 nucleotides. The record is from the annotation of a GenBank genome assembly. Lineage: Eukaryota; Metazoa; Nematoda; Chromadorea; Rhabditida; Rhabditidae.